UAGUGGAAUGGGGUGACGAUGUGAAAGCGGUAUCAGAAGAUGAAGCCAUGGUGCUGGUGAACCAUCAAGCAACGGGUGAUGUCUGCACUCUGAUGAUGUGCCUUCAGGACAAAGGCACGGUUGUCCGUCAGAUGAUGUGGCUGAUGGAUCAUAUUUUUAAGUAUACAAACUUUGGCAUUGUGUCUCUAAUCCAUGGAGACUUCUUUAUAAGACAGGGAAGAGCACACCGUGACCAGCAGCUUGUGUUACUCAAGGAGCAUCUAGAAAAAUAUUACAGGAGCCGCAAUCGGAAAUGGAUUGUUUUGUUUCCAGAGGGUGGCUUCCUUAGGAAAAGGAGAGAAACAAGCCAGGCAUUUGCCAAGAAAAACAAUUUGCCAUUUCUUAAACACGUCACCCUGCCGAGAGUUGGGGCAACACAAGUGAUUCUGAAAACUCUUGUAGCGCCGCAAGAAAACGGAACUCCAGCAGGUACAGACGCUGUGAUAAAAGGUAAAGACCACUUCACUGUUGUGGAUAAAAAGCAGAUUGAAUGUCCAAGAUUUGAAUUAAGCAAAACAUUUUCUGUUGAACUGGUGUCUUUAAAUGUCAAAUACAUCCAUAAUGGACCAUCAUAUUUAUAUAAGUGCUUUCAUAUUUGCUUUUAG
Molecule: messenger RNA, 644 nt
Organism: Antrostomus carolinensis (chuck-will's-widow)
Lineage: Eukaryota; Metazoa; Chordata; Aves; Caprimulgiformes; Caprimulgidae
Product: acyl-CoA:lysophosphatidylglycerol acyltransferase 1-like
Exons: 3
Biological process (GO): phosphatidylinositol acyl-chain remodeling
Cellular component (GO): endomembrane system; endoplasmic reticulum
Molecular function (GO): acyltransferase activity
Source: RefSeq, a predicted model, not a curated record